CCCUGUUGAGGAGGACAGAGAGACAAAGAUAAUCUCAAAAGAUGAGAAAGGUCGCAGUGCUGGCAGCUCUGGGAGGAACUUCUGGGUGAGUGGAUUGGCUUCCACCACCAGAGCCACAGACCUGAAGAAUCUGUUCAGCAAAUAUGGGAAGGUGGUGGGUGCCAAAGUGGUGACCAACGCUCGCAGUCCUGGCGCUCGCUGCUACGGCUUCGUCACCAUGUCCACGGCAGAGGAGGCCACCAAGUGUAUCACUCACCUCCACAAAACAGAGCUGCAUGGGAAGAUAAUUUCUGUGGAAAAAGCAAAAAAUGAACCUGCUGGGAAGAAGACAAGUGAAAAAAAAGAGAAUGAAGCAAAGAGAGAAACAGCCAGUGAGAGACCUGGCAGUGUUAAAAGGGAUGAGAAAUCUGACCAAAAAGAUGAUGCGAAAAAGACAGAAGACAAAGAUGAAAAGGACAAAAAGGAGAAAGAUGAAGCGAAAUCUGGUUCAUCAGAUCAACCCAAAACUGUUAAGUCAGGAAGUAAAGGAACAGAGAGAACAGUAGUAAUGGAUAAAUCCAAAGGAGAACCUGUUAUUAGUGUGAAAACAUCAAGUUCUUCAAAAGACAGAAGCGUGAAGAGCCAGGACCGCAAGUCUGAGAGCAGAGAGAGGCAGAGCAUUGUGCCCUUCGACAAGAUCAAGGCCCAGAGGAAGAUGAGGGAGGCCGAGCAGCGCCGCACACGUGAGCGCCGGGAGAGGCAGCAGCACCUGCAGACGAUCCGCGAGCGCGAGGAGAGGGAGAGGCUGGAGAUCGCCAGGGAGAGGCUGGAGAUAGAAAGGCAACGCCUGGAGAGAGAGAGGAUGGAAAGGGAGAGGCUGGAGAGGGAGAGGAUGCACAUCGAGCACGAGAGGAGGAGGGAGCAGGACAGGAUCCAGCGGGAGCGUGAGGAGCUGCGGCGGCAGCACGAGCAGCUGCGCUACGAGCAGGAGAGACGCUCGGCCAUGCGCAGACCGUACGACAUGGACGGCAGGAGGGACGAGCCGUACUGGCCCGAGGCGAAGCGCAUGGCGCUGAGCGAUCGCUACCACUCGGACUUUGGGCGCCAGGAUCGAUUCCACGACUUCGACCACCGGGAGCGCGGCCGGUACCAGGAGCACUCCAUGGACAGGAGAGAUGGAUCGAGGACAAUUAUGGGAGAUCGGGAUGGGCAGCAUUAUCCGGACGAGCGCCACGGAGGCCCCGAGCGGCACUCGCGGGAGUCGCGGGAGAGCUGGGGAGGCUACGGCUCCGACAGAAGGAUGAGUGAAAGCAGAGGGAUCCCCCCCCAGUCACGGGAUGGACGUGACUGGGGCGAUCACAGUCGGAAGUUCGAGGGACACCAGGAUCGCUCAUGGCAGAGCAGUGUGGACGGAGGGAUGAUGGGGAGGGAUCAUGAGAGAUGGCAAGGUGGAGGCAGAGGCAGACCUGGCCACGUGAUGCAUCGUGGAGGCAUGUCAGGGCGUGGAAGUUUCAUGCAAGGUGGCAAUCAAAGUCAGAUCAUGCAUGGAGGAGGAAUGCAAGGAGAAGGAUUCGCUGGCCAGGAGAGAGCAAACAGACCCAACGAUCCUCGUUUCAACCGUCGCUACUGAGUGUGUUUGGUUUUUAAUGCAAGGUGGCAAGUGAAACAGGUGUUACCCAGGGUUACCACUCACUGUAACUUAGGGGCUACUGUAAGUGUCAUUUUUUUUAAGCUGCUGCCAUAUUCUGUCACUCGAUCCAAUGUGAACUCAUUUGUUUUGUAAUGUGUUGUUCAUACCCCAUUUUAAAUGUUUGUUAAUGAAGCAUUCCAUUUUCCAUAAAUAAAUGCCAGUUUACAGUUA
This is a messenger RNA of Acanthisitta chloris (rifleman), 1840 nucleotides long. RefSeq names its product scaffold attachment factor B1-like. NCBI's taxonomy places the organism in Eukaryota, Metazoa, Chordata, Aves, Passeriformes, Acanthisittidae. Gene Ontology annotation, biological process: regulation of transcription by RNA polymerase II; regulation of mRNA processing. The annotation marks the transcript as partial. Gene Ontology annotation, molecular function: RNA binding; sequence-specific DNA binding. Gene Ontology annotation, cellular component: nucleus. The record is from RefSeq and is a predicted model, not a curated record. The transcript is spliced from 14 exons.